Messenger RNA from Sciurus carolinensis (gray squirrel), 921 nucleotides. RefSeq names its product transaldolase-like. Gene Ontology annotation, biological process: carbohydrate metabolic process; pentose-phosphate shunt, non-oxidative branch. The record is from RefSeq and is a predicted model, not a curated record. Gene Ontology annotation, molecular function: transaldolase activity. Lineage: Eukaryota; Metazoa; Chordata; Mammalia; Rodentia; Sciuridae. Gene Ontology annotation, cellular component: intracellular anatomical structure.
AUGGUGGCCCGAGCCAGGCGCCUCAUUGAGCUUUACAAGGAAGCUGGGAGUCAGCAAGGAGAGAAUUCUUAUCAAGCUGUCAUCAACCUGGGAGGGAAUUCAGGCUGGAAGACCCCACUGAGCCCCAGGUUUGUGCUUGGUGUGAAUGUGCUAUUCUGCCACCCACGUGGAGACUCAGCUGCACCCACCUGCCACAGGGAGCUGGAGGAGCAGCACAGCAUCCACUGCAACAUGGACGCUGCUCUUCCUCUCCUUCGCCCAGGCGGUGGCCUGUGCCGAGGCGGGCGUGACCGCUUGUGUCUCCUUUUGUGGGGCGCAUCCUGGAUUGGCACAUGGCCCAACACAGACAGGAAGUCCUUCGAGCCCUGGAGGACCCUGGUGAGCUACCUCUUGAGAGCGUCCACCAAAAUCUACAACUACUACAAGAAGUUUGGCUACAAGACCAUUGUCAUGGGUGCCUCCUUCCGCAACACGGGCGAGAUCAAAGCACUGGCAGGCUGCGACUUCCUCACCAUCUCACCCAAGCUCCUAGGGGAGCUGCUUAAAGACAACACCAAGGUGGCACCUGUGCUCUCAGCCAAGGGAGCCCAGGCCAGUGACUUGGAGAAGAUACACCUGGAUGAAAAGGCCUUUCGAUGGCUGCACAAUGAGGACCAGAUGGCCGUGGAGAAGCUCUCUGAUGGGAUCCGAAAGUUUGCUGCUGAUGCUGUGAAGUUGGAGCGGAUGCUGACGGAACGAAUGUUCAGUGCAGAAAACGGCAAGUAGUAGCAUCUGAGGCUGGACCAGACCUGGGGCCGACUGCACAUGGCUUGUGAUGAAUCGUGCGUUUUUUUUCAGCAAUCGGAACAGGGACAGAUCAUAGGUUUCUGAUUUUUUUGUAAAAUUUUGCCUAAUGCAUUAAAGCAAUUGCUUUUUCCUGUG